Aspergillus nidulans FGSC A4 is the source of this 1461-nucleotide messenger RNA. RefSeq lists its product as uncharacterized. The record is from RefSeq and is a predicted model, not a curated record. Bases 1 to 1461 code for a protein of 486 amino acids. Gene Ontology annotation, molecular function: oxidoreductase activity. Lineage: Eukaryota; Fungi; Ascomycota; Eurotiomycetes; Eurotiales; Aspergillaceae. The transcript has 2 exons.
AUGAUUGCUGCCUUCAAGUCCCAAGAAUACCUCUGGAUGAGACGAUCCCACCUCCCCUGGUUCGAAAAACAACAAUCGAGUUCUAUAAAGCACUCGUCACGGCACAGAAGUGAUUGGUUAUUUGCACUUACUCCUGGCCUAGACGAGGACUACUUUGACGGCGUCAUGAACACCCUGGUGCAAAUUAUGUAUUACCCAGACACCAGAUCCACACUACGGCAAAUAAACGAUAACAAGACAUCGGAACUUGAAUCGGCUGAGAGGCAGCGCUUGUCGAAUAAUGUGCCAGGAGCACGGGGCACCGGGCCUACCAUGAGUUGGGGGGCGUUCACAGGUUCACCGUCACUAGACAAACGCAGCAUGGCAAAUCCACCUCGAACGCCCCUAAGCCAGCUGCUGCCGCCGCUUAUCCUUGGUGGAGCGGGCUUCAGCUACCAACACACGCAGAGCCCGAACGUCGAGCAGACGAGAGAGGUGGUGAGCCGCGCUUUUGAACUGGGGGUCCGAGCCAUCGACACGUCUCCGUACUAUGAGCCGUCAGAGGCGCUGCUAGGCGAGGCGCUCUCGCACCCAGACUUCACCACCAGAUAUCGCAGGUCGGACUACAUCCUUAUGACCAAGGUCGGCCGCGUAAGCGCGACGAAAUCCGACUACUCGCCAGACUGGAUCAGAUCCUCGGUCGCGCGGUCCCUUCAGCGGUUACGCACGAGUUAUCUCGACGUGGUCUUCUGCCACGAUAUCGAGCUCGUCGAGGAGGAAAGUGUUCUGAAGGCGAUCGGGGUGCUGCUAGAGUUGGUCGACGCCGGCACAGUGCGUUACAUCGGGGUGUCAGGGUAUCCCAUCAACACGCUGGCCAGAGUCGCUCGCCGCGCGCGGAAACUAUACGGCCGACCGUUGGAUGUAAUCCAGAACUGGGCACAGAUGACGCUCCAGAACGACCGGCUAGAGAGAGAAGGGCUGCAGGCAUUCAAAGAGGCCGGUGUCAACUGCGUCUGCAAUUCCAGCCCGCUGGCUAGCGGGCUCCUGCGGGGAGAAGGCGUGCCGAUUGCUGCCCUGGGGGACUGGCAUCCAGCCCCGGAGGGACUGCGAAGAGCGGCCCAUGCAGCGGCCGCCUAUGUCGCCUCCCAGGGGGAGGUGCUGGCGCGUCUUGCACUUCGAUAUGCCCUUCGACGAGCGCAGCACUGCUCCACGUCAGACGUGCGUGUGGGUACCAUCAUGGGAGGCACGACGGUAGCUGAAGUUGAAGAGAAUGUCACGACUGCACUCAAGGUUCUGCAACGGAGCAAUGGGAGGCUGCAAUGGAGCAGCCAGGGGAUAGGAGGGUGGACGGAGAAUCGCGAUGCGCAGUUAGACCUGCGCCUGUCUAGGGACGUCCAGCAAAUCUUAGGGAAGUGGAGGAAUUACAGCUUUUCAGACGGGAAAACUGAGCGAAAGGAGGAUGUGGUCCAAACGAAGCUAUAG